Solea solea (common sole) is the source of this 1436-nucleotide messenger RNA. RefSeq lists its product as uncharacterized. The record is from RefSeq and is a predicted model, not a curated record. The transcript is spliced from 5 exons. NCBI's taxonomy places the organism in Eukaryota, Metazoa, Chordata, Actinopteri, Pleuronectiformes, Soleidae. The coding region runs from base 175 to 918 and encodes 247 amino acids.
AGACCUGGAACCCGAACGAUUGUGUUAUUUAGCAAGUGCGUUGAGCAGUGUUGUUUUUUGAUGCUGUGGAGUGUGAGCUGGUUUUGAGGUGGACCCACAGUGAUUAUCACACAGGUUUGUGAGCACAACGAGGAAGUUCAAAACUCACUCAGAUAGUUGAGUGAUUGUCACAAGAUGGCUCUGCUGCUGUUCAUCCUCUUUCUCGUGUCUCAUCUUGAAGCAGGAGCGGCACGACUCAGAACCACCAGCUGUCUCUACCGCAGACCUGGAGAUGACGUCGUUCUGUCGCUGCGUGGUUUUGAAACGUGCGAUGCGUCAGCUUGGACCCGUGAUGGAUCGGUGCCUCGCGGGAGGCCGCUGCGCCAGGGCGCCAACUGCUUUCUGCACAUCGACAACGUCACGGCCGAGGACGCCGGCUGCUACAGCUCACUGGAGGACACACUGUGUCUGUACAUCGUGAGCGUUUCAGACGCUGGACCACAGCGAGGCAGUCAUGUGACGCUGCAGUGCUCUCUGUUCAGAACCGUGUAUGACAGACCCUGUGGACAGAGUAACAUCCUCUGGUUGGACGAGGCGGGGUACGAGCUGCUCCACGACGACGACGUGUGCGAGGUCGCAGAGGGCACGUGUGUCUCCAACCUGACUGUGGACGCCGACCCCGGCAGGACGUACACCUGCCAGGUGAUGGAUGACACGUACGACGUCAUGAUCAAGGCCAACCACACGCUGGUCUUCAGAGAUGCUGCCACAGAUGCUGCCACAGAUGCUGCUGAGUGGUCUCCUCUGAGCUUCGUCAUGUUGACUCUGUGUGUGUCAGUCCUGAUCCUGAUGAUUGUGAUCACGGUUCUCAUCGUCAUCAAAACACGAAAAGAAAAACAGGAUCCAAAAAGCCAAAGAGUGAUGGAAGUGAGCGUGUGAGUGAAACCACAAGUGAAAGCCUCCUCGUUGUUGAACCAUCUUUGAAUCUUUUUUUUUUUCUCUAAACCAAGAAAAUAAAAUGUGUCUUAAAUGGUAAAGUGCUGUCCGUCACUGUUAAAUGUAAAAAAAAAAGUUUACCUAAACCAGUUAUGCAUCAAAAUUAAUGAUUGGAAGUAACUUUAUACACUUAAUUUGUCCUUUAAUUAAUAAUGUGUCCCCUCACUGUCCUUCUUUUCUGCCACUAUUCAGAUCAACAAAUGAGUAAAAUGCGUUAUUGCAGAUUAAGAUUAAGAUUAAACAGAGACUUCACUACAGUAGUCCCAAUUUUGCCUGUUAAAACAUUUAAGAACUUAAACCCAUGAAAAAAGAUUUUCACCCUUUUUUUCUUCAUAAUAAGUACUUAUAAAAAUUCAGAAUCCCCUUUAAAAUCUGACACUUUGGCGUCAUUGUGACACUGUAUGCAGAUGAUGUGACGUUCUGUCUGUGAAACACUGGACAAUAAAAGUGUUUUACUGCAA